AUGGAGAGCGAAAGUGACAGUCGCGUGCAUUUCUCGGAGACGAACGAUCCAUGGUCCAGUUCACGACACGUUGCGGUGCUACAAGCUCUUGAUGCCGUUGAACAGAAAUUGGUGACAGCAUUACGGACGGCGGCCACUGCCAUGUCCUUGAUGGCUCCACGUGUAUCGUCCGAGGAAAGUUCGUCGCUCGCUUUUAAUCUGGCGUGUACCAAGUUCUUGCAGCUGGUUAAAGAAAUCCACACGGAAUUGGCCAACCAUAUUCAUCUCGUCUCGGACUAUCGUACCUUUAAACGAAGCACAUACGGCGCUGAGAAAGAUAUGGAAAUCUGUCGUGAAAAAGUCAAAAUUGUGUCGGAGCAGCUCCAGACGCUCUCGCACUUUCUUGAGGAAAACUAUACACCAGAGGAGAGCUAG
Molecule: messenger RNA, 414 nt
Organism: Peronospora farinosa
Lineage: Eukaryota; Oomycota; Peronosporomycetes; Peronosporales; Peronosporaceae
Source: the annotation of a GenBank genome assembly